UUGAUCAUUUAUUCCCUUCAGUUUUACAUUCCAACUGAUCUUCAACCAUACCAUUAAAUCUAACACAGUAAAAGUUAGAUCUCUUUUGACAGUUGUGAGCCACCCCACGUCCGGUUAUUCAAUUAAUAAUUUACAAUAUACAGUACUCUAGCCUGAUCUAAAUGUUAAUUUCUUUCUUUCUUUUUUGAAAGAAAAAAAGAAGUUAGUUUCUCUCUUUUGUAAAAGUGUGCUUAAUCGCAUUUAUUUGUACGUGUGGAAAAUAUGAGACACAACACCGCCUACUUGUUCCCCCUACUGGUUUAGUUUAUUGAAGCAAGCAAGUCAGGGGAGACUUGAUUAAGGACCAUUUAACAUCGAAGUUUACUAGGCCUAAUUAUUAUUUGGGUUUUUAAUGAGCCUUUUCUUUCUCCUCCACAAGCUAUCCUCUUAUUUGACUGAUAUUUCUUUUUUUUUUAUAAAGAAAUGAAAAUGGUUUAUGCAUGCACGUAUAUAAAUAGAGUUGUGUGAGGAACAUGCGUGCGCACCAUAUCCCACGUUAUCCGCUUUUUUUUUAUCAAAUCAUUGUUCAUAUAUACCUUCCAUUUAAAUCUUUAAUAUAUCGGCUAAUCUAUGUACAAUUUUAAACAAAAGUUAAAUAAUUACGAGGUAUUUUUCUUUAUAUUUGCCGGUUAAAAAUAGAACACACGGUAUUGGUGUUGAGAUGAAAGAAAAAGUCAAGGCUCCCCUACUUCUUCGAUUCAUCCAUUGCGACCAUCUUCAUCGCCUCUCUAACCACACAAACCACAAAGCCUAAUGUCUAAACGAAAACACAACACAUGAGUCUCUCUUUUCUUAACAAUUUUUAAGCUUUACGUAAAUAAUAAUACUAAUAAGCUAUGGAGAAGAACGACGACAAGGACCCUGAUCUUCAUCAUGAUGAUGAUCAUAAUGACAAAUCUAAGGAAGAGGAGAAAGGAGACACCGUUUCAGAUGAUGUCGAUGUUGAUAAAAAAGAAAAUGUCGAUGUUAGUAAUGCUGAGACAGAUCACGUCGAUCCAGGAGACAAUGCCGACAAGGUUAACUCACCAUUAGGACAGGAAGAAGCACCACCAGAGAUUCCUCAAACCAUCGAGUCCUUAUCCGAAGAGCUCGACCAGCUUCUCACGAGCCUCUCCCUUCACAAAGAGGAGCACAAAGACGUCACCGAGGAGGAGAAAGGAGAGGAUGGUAAUUAUUUUCAGAUCCCACAGUUCGUUGGCAAGUUCUUGGAUCUCUUCGAGGACAAACUCUCCAAACACGACACCGUCGACCCUAAAACGACGUGGUAUCAAGAUCCAGAGGAGGUCUCUUCUCUUCUCGAAGCUGUUGAUCGUGUCUCAAAGCUUAUGGAGCUGUUGCUCAACACCAAAUCUUGUUUGGACCAUCACGAGUCGUUGAUCAACCACGCUGGAUCGAUCCAGCAGCGUGCAAUGGCCUUCUUCGAAGACGAGUUCCGUGUCCUUUUAGAAGAGUCUGUGAUCAAGGAGCCUGCGGUGGUCACGGAGGAUCAACAAGAUCACCACAACGACUCGCAAGAUCAGGACAAUGUAAACAACGUUCCUGAAGGCGGCGAUGAGAAGAUUGAAUACCCUGGCUACUCGGAAGAGAUGGUUGUCUUGCUGAGGAAGAUAGUGGAGAGGAUGAAAGGAGCAGGGUACGGAUGCGAGUGCAAAGAGGCUUACUUGGUCGGGAGAAGGAACAUCUUGAUGCGUACGUUGAAACAAGAGUGUGAGUUUGAGAAAGUUAGCAUAGACGAGGUGCAGAAGAUGAGCUGGGGGGAGCUUGAGAGAGAGAUACCUAUCUGGAACAAGACUGUUAAAGACUGCUCCUCCCUCUUUUUCCCUGGGGAGCUCAAACUCGCGGAGAAGAUCUUCCCAGGGGACGAGGGGAGCUUGUUCAACAUCGUCACGCACGGGCUAGCCAUCCAGUUCUUGGGCUUCGCCGAGGCCGUGGCCAUGACCAGACGGUCCACCGAGAAGCUCUUCAAGAUCCUUGACAUCUACGAGACUCUUAGAGACGGCUUCCCAGCCAUUGAGGAGCUCUUCACUGAAGAGCUCCGCAGCGAGCUGAGGAGCGAGGUGACCAGCGCUCGCUCCCGCUUAGGAGAGACAGCUAUUAACAUAUUCUCGGAUCUCGAGAACUCUAUCAAAUCAGAUUCUAGCAAGACCCCUGUGCCAGGGGGCGCGGUGCACCCCCUCACCAGGUACACCAUGAACUACCUCAAGUACUCGUGCGAAUACAAAGGCACGUUGGAGCAAGUGUUCAAGUCUCACUCCAAGAUGGAGGAGGAGGAGUCUACGGAGAGAGCCUUUGCGAACCAGCUGAUGAGGAUCAUGGACCUGUUAGACGGGAACAUGGAGGCUAAGUCGAAGCUCUACAAAGACAUACCACUGAGCUGCAUCUUCAUGAUGAACAACGGGAGAUACAUAGUGCAGAAGAUCAAAGGCUCUGCAGAGAUACACGAGGUGAUGGGAGACACAUGGUGCAGGAAGAGGUCGUCCGAGCUGAGGACUUAUCACAAGAACUACCAGAGAGAGACGUGGGGGAAGCUGCUGGGAUUCUUGGGGCACGAGGGGCUGAUGCACAACAACAAGAUAGUGAAGCCUAAUUUGAAGGAGAGGUUCAAGAGCUUUAAUGCGACGUUCGACGAGAUACACAAGACGCAGACCACUUGGGUGGUUAAUGAUGAGCAGCUGCAGAGUGAGCUGAGGGUUUCUAUAACCGCGGUGAUGAUACCUGCCUAUAGGGCCUUCAUGGCUAGGUUUGGACAGUACUUGGAUCCUGGUCGUCAGACAGAGAAGUAUGUUAAGUACCAGCCUGAGGAUAUAGAGGAUCUCAUCGACCAGCUCUUUGAAGGCAACACUUCCUCCUCUUCAACCGCCACCGCCAAGCGAAGAACGUAGUAGCUUCUCUAUUUCUUUCUUGUUUUGCAAGGAACACUUUCUUCUUAUGAAUAAAAAAUUU
Molecule: messenger RNA, 2982 nt
Organism: Brassica rapa (field mustard)
Lineage: Eukaryota; Viridiplantae; Streptophyta; Magnoliopsida; Brassicales; Brassicaceae
Product: exocyst complex component EXO70B1
Biological process (GO): exocytosis
Cellular component (GO): exocyst
Molecular function (GO): phosphatidylinositol-4,5-bisphosphate binding
Source: RefSeq, a predicted model, not a curated record